Messenger RNA from Chelmon rostratus (copperband butterflyfish), 2994 nucleotides. RefSeq names its product potassium voltage-gated channel subfamily A regulatory beta subunit 1b (gene kcnab1b). Gene Ontology annotation, biological process: negative regulation of delayed rectifier potassium channel activity; transmembrane transport; potassium ion transport. The transcript has 14 exons. Lineage: Eukaryota; Metazoa; Chordata; Actinopteri; Chaetodontiformes; Chaetodontidae. The record is from RefSeq and is a predicted model, not a curated record. Gene Ontology annotation, molecular function: transmembrane transporter binding; potassium channel regulator activity; voltage-gated potassium channel activity. The coding region runs from base 427 to 1626 and encodes 399 amino acids. Gene Ontology annotation, cellular component: cytoplasm; voltage-gated potassium channel complex; membrane.
UCAAGUGCUCUUCUCAGUUGGGCGACUCUUUCAACGACUCAUUCAGUACCUCUUCUCCUUCAUCAUUCUCCCUCCAUCUCCACCCUCUCUCAUAUUUUCAGGUGGUGUCAGACCAGCACAGGAUCUCAGCUCCUCACACACUGACCGGGAUUGCGCCGCUGCUAUGUCAGAUCUUGACGUACCAUCAGCUUGAGAUUCUUCUCUCGAAAGAAACUGAACAGUCUUAUGCUCCCAUCAUUCCUGCCUGUGAUUUCCAUAUGAGAUUCAGCAGCACCAGGCAGAACUGGCCUGGACCAUUGACUUUCAACUUCACUUAAGAACGAGGGAAAAAAAAUCCACGGACCGAAAAAGACUGUUAAGUACUUUAAGGACAAAAACACAGCCUUGUUUGUCUUGGAGCAGCUCUGGUGGCCUUUGCCAACAGCCAUGCAGGUGUCCUUUGCAUGUACGGACCACGGGCUGAAAGCCCCACGUAACGGUGAGCACAGCAAGCAGAACGCCACCAGCCCCAACACAGCCAGCCAGGCACGCGCCCGCUUCCGCACCGUGGCCCUGAUAGCUCGCAGCCUGGGCUCCUUCACCCACCGCUACCAUCACAACCUCAAGGAGUCCACCGCCAAGCUCACCGGAAUGAAGUACCGGAACCUGGGGAAAUCUGGGUUGCGUGUCUCCUGUCUAGGGCUUGGUACAUGGGUAACAUUUGGUGGUCAGAUCUCUGAUGAGGUGGCAGAGCAGCUGAUGACUAUUGCCUAUGAGAGCGGGGUCAACCUGUUCGACACAGCUGAAGUCUACUCCGGGGGGAAAGCUGAGAUAAUCCUAGGAAACAUCAUCAAGAAAAAGUGCUGGAGGAGAUCCAGCCUGGUGAUCACCACAAAGCUCUACUGGGGUGGAAAAGCAGAGACCGAGAGAGGCCUCAACAGAAAGCACAUCAUCGAAGGUUUAAAGGGCUCCCUCCAGAGGAUGCAGCUUGAAUACGUGGAUGUGGUUUUUGCCAACCGGCCAGACAGCAACACUCCCAUGGAGGAGAUAGUGAGAGCAAUGACACACGUUAUCAACCAGGGCAUGUCUAUGUACUGGGGGACAUCCCGGUGGUCCGCCAUGGAGAUCAUGGAAGCAUAUUCUGUGGCCAGGCAGUUUAAUCUAAUUCCACCAGUGUGUGAGCAGGCAGAGUAUCACUUCUUCCAGAGGGACAAAGUGGAAACUCAGCUGCCAGAGCUCUACCAUAAGAUAGGUGUGGGUGUCGUCUCUUGGUCCCCCUUGGCCUGUGGAAUCAUCACUGGGAAGUACGAGAACGGCGUCCCAGAGUCCUCCAGGGCUUCAAUGAAGCCAUAUCAAUGGUUGAGGGAGAAAAUAAUGAGUGAGGAUGGGAGGAAACAGCAAGCCAAGCUAAAGGAACUGGCUCACAUCGCGGAAAAGCUCGGUUGUACUUUGCCACAGCUAGCCAUAGCCUGGUGCCUGAGGAAUGAGGGAGUGAGCUCAGUGCUGCUGGGAUCCUCCAAUCCAAGCCAGCUAACAGAGAAUCUGGGAGCCAUUCAGGUAAUUCCAAAGAUGACAGCAGGCAUUGCCUCAGAAGUGGAUCAUAUACUGGGAAAUCGCCCUCACAAUAAAAAGGACUACCACCAUUAAAAUGGACCCUGUUUUAGUAAACUAUGCCUGAAAAGCUUCUCAAAGCUCACCUCUCACAGCCAUGGCACCAUAAGUGUGUGCCCAACUCUGCUUGUGUGCGCGUAUGACUGUAUGUAUGACAGUGUAAAAAUGCUCUGCUUGGCUCCUUGUCUGUAUGAAGACCAACCAGUACUCAUUAUUGUAGAGUGAGCUACUUGACAAAACAUGCAUGCUACAGCUGGCCAGUGGACAGAACAACAGUUAGAAGCUCCAGCAAGAUGAUGUCUGGAGUGAAAUUGUCUUCAAAACUGUGCAGACGCUGCUGAACGCCAAAUUUAAAGAAGCUAAGGAUUAGAUCAUGGAGAAAUUGAUUCCUCAAGCUCAUGCUGAUUGACACUAACAUGAGCCAGUUAGUGAACUACCAUGAUUAUCUGAGUAAGUGUCAUUGCAUCACUUAAAGAAAACUUCAGAGGUACUUCCUGUCCACAAAGUAUCACAUGAGCUUUAGGCAGUGCAGUAAAUCCAUGAAAAAGAUGCGGUGUAUCAAAAUGUACGCAGUGCUCCAGAAAUCUACCUUACUAGAUGUUUAUGGCGUAAGAAAAAGAAAUGAGUGAUCUCAGCAGACUGGAUGAUAUGCGAACACUUCCCAUUGCAGCUGGAGCUGACCUGUCAACGUGAUGAAUCGUUUCAUUGCUGGAGGAACUGAAAUUCUGCUCACAAUGCUGUUGCUAAUACCAAGAGAGCUAAGUUAAACUAUAAUAUGUUGCAAAACAUCUGUUCUGACUGUUAUAUAUUUUCCUUAUUAAGCAGCUAUGACAGAAUGAGCUUUUCAUCUCCUCGUGUUGUAUCUUCUUUCUGUGUCACUUAUGCAAAAGUACAGCAUAGUGUACUCCCUAUUAUGGUCUCUCUACCCCUUUUCUUUUGGACUACGCCAGACUUUCUGUCAGUAAUGAUAUUGUCUGAUUCAUUUAAUUUCAGUCUUUGUUGUGGCUGAAACAUUUGGCCUCCUAAGGGGGUGCUUGUGGAUGAAAAAACAAAGCCAUGUAGCUGAUGAAGAGACUCAGAAAAUAAAAUAAAAUAAAAUAAAACCAUAUGGACCCCUGCAGUCAUUGCACCUGGAACACGCUGAAAUUUUAACUCAACUUCUCCCAGAUUCCGGUGUUACAUCUUGAGAUGAUCUGUGUUAUGUUCUGUCUGUUCAAACAUGUAUUUCGGUGUUAUUCAUUAGAUUUGUACAUAGAAAUAAAGAACUUAUAAUUCUCAUGUGAUAUGUUUUAAAGAUCUAUAGUCAUUUUCUAUAAGUGUUAUGGAGGCCUUCUAAUUUUUCGGCCCUUAUGAACUGAAAUAACAAAGCUAGAGUAGACUUAUUGUUGGCUGAACUACAUUGUA